AUGCCACCAUCUUUCAAAUUCUGUCCCGAAUUCAACUUUCCUGAUGGCAAGUUCAUCGUUGUAUCACAAGGCUGGGGAUUUCGCGUCAAUCGAGAGGUCAUUUUCGAUGGCGAUUACGGUCGAGGCCUUGUAAAUGCAAUGGUCCUUUUGACUGAAGAUGGCUCGGCCACGGGUUCGUCUGAUGGAAAGCAACGCUCGAGCCAGGUGCCGGACGAUUGUGUGCUGAUCGAGCUAGAUAUCGAGGCAGACGACACCCGUCGCUUUUUUCGGACAGUCUACCAUGGAAGCUUGCUGUGGGCGCCAAAGCCAAAGGACUUUGCUACUGUCGCAUCCAUAGUUCGAUUCGCGCAUUACCUUAAGGUCCAAGGUCUGCUCACAGCUGCCCUCGAAAGGAUCUGCCGCCGCUUCCCCAAUACGCUGGAGAGAUGGAAGAAGAACAAUAGCCCCGGCGCUCGCGUGCUCACGAUGGAGCCUGGAGAUGCUGUCACAGCAAUCAAACUUGCCCAUAUGACGGGUACCAUGACCAUUCUCCCCACGGCACUUUAUUGGUGCUGCAUGCUUGACACUUCAAAGCUCUUGAGAUUCUCGUGGGAUGAUGUACUCACGAAGAAGUCAUAUGGGUCAUAUAUCGGGGUGAUCUCUUCUGCGCAGGUUCGUCUCGCAUUCAAGGUCAAAAACGUGCACACAGAUGCGCUCAAAGGCAUCAGCUCCACGUGCGAAACUGUAUCGCUAUGCACAUGUGAACUGGACAGGCUGAGGAGCAAAUAUGUCCAGGAAGCGUCAUUGGUGUGCCUUAACAUUAUUGACACUCUCACUCAAAUCUACGAAGACAUCAAUGUGCGGAAGCCUUCGUACAGUGGUUUCUGCGACAUAUGUGCACCGCACAUACAGCACAACAUCAUCGCGCUGCAGGACCCUUAUUACUUCCUGCAAUACAGCACCUCAGACUCCUCCGAGCCCACGCUCGUACCUUCCUUCCUCUCUCUCGACGUCGACGGGCGCGUGAUGCGCGUCGAUUCCUUUUCCAAGAUCAUCGCACCGAGCAUGCGCCUUGGAUGGAUCACGUCCUCACCCUUCUUCCACCGACACCUGGUCAUCCUCACCGACUCGAGCACACAGCACCCGCACGCGUUCGGCCAGAUGUUCGUCACGGAGUUGCUCGGUCCGCAUGGGUGGACGCUCGAAGGUUUCGGGCGCUGGGUGAGCUCGCUCCGCGCGGAGUAUCAGCGCCGGCGCGAUUACUUCCUAGAGCUAUUCGAGCGGGAGGUCGUACGCGCCGCGCCGGGGCUCGCGACGCCCGGGCGGCCACAAGCGGGCAUGUUCGUCAUCAGUGUCGAGCGGCAUCCGCGCUAUCGAGUGUCGGGGACGAGCAAGCGCAGCGUGCCGAGGACCAACUGCAAAGAGCUGAUGGAGGAGCUGUUCGAGAGCUGUCUUGAUGGCGGGCUCGUGGUCAUGCCUGCCUGGGUGUUCGCGUUGCCGUACGACCCGCAGCUGAACCAUGUCGAGGACCCGAUCGAGGAUCGCAUGAACUACUUCCGGCUGACGUUUGCGGGAACCGAGGAGGCGAUGCAGCAGGGGUUGUCGAUCUUGGGGCGGACGCUGAAGGAGUUCUUCGCGGAUGAGCCUGUCAAGGCGUAG
Molecule: messenger RNA, 1638 nt
Organism: Laetiporus sulphureus 93-53
Lineage: Eukaryota; Fungi; Basidiomycota; Agaricomycetes; Polyporales; Laetiporaceae
Product: PLP-dependent transferase
Exons: 5
Coding region: 1-1638 (545 amino acids)
Molecular function (GO): transaminase activity
Source: RefSeq, a predicted model, not a curated record